Messenger RNA from Rana temporaria (common frog), 695 nucleotides. Its product is annotated as C-X-C motif chemokine 11-like. Gene Ontology annotation, molecular function: chemokine activity; CXCR chemokine receptor binding. Gene Ontology annotation, biological process: cellular response to lipopolysaccharide; antimicrobial humoral immune response mediated by antimicrobial peptide; neutrophil chemotaxis. The transcript has 4 exons. Lineage: Eukaryota; Metazoa; Chordata; Amphibia; Anura; Ranidae. Gene Ontology annotation, cellular component: extracellular region. The record is from RefSeq and is a predicted model, not a curated record. The coding region runs from base 10 to 438 and encodes 142 amino acids.
GAUGACAUCAUGGGAUUUUGCAAUCCAGUACAAAUGUAUAUAAACAGACUAAUGCUGCUGCUGGACACACAGUUGUCUACUCUAGAUCUUGGUCAGAGAGGUUCCACAACCAUCAAUAUGGACAACAAGUGUGCUGUCAUCAUGUGCGUUCUCCUGCUCUCUACUCCUCUUAUACAAGGGUUUGCCAUUGCUCAUGGAAAUCGCUGCAUGUGUAAAAAGUUAGCCAAUAAGGUGAAUGUUAUGGCCCUGGCUCAACUGGAAGUUUAUCCAAGCAACUCUCUGUGUGAAAAAACUGAAUAUAUUGUCACAUUGAAAAGCUCCGGUGUUAAAAUAUGUGUCAAUCCUGACCUGAAAGAAAUAAAAGCUCUGCUCAGUGGAAAAAAACAGUCUCUGAAACACAUCCCAGUGAUGAGUCACACAAGUGACUAUACAAGCUGAGGAAUAUGAAAACAAUGAAAAGCAAGGCGCUAACACAAACUAACAAACUAACAAAAAAACAAAAUGAAUAACAAUUCAAUAUACUUAAAAGUCUAAAAUAGUAAAAUUUGUUGAAAAACUGCACAAUCCCAAAAAAAUAUGAAUAAAUCUUUGCUAUAAAAACUUCAGUCAUUGUGCUCCAGGCAUUAACCACUUGCUUACUGGGCACAUAAACCCCCUUCGUUCCCAGGCGAAAUUUCAGGUUCCGGCACUGCGUC